UGUGCCUCAUCAACAUUGCACUUGAAGCAGAGAGUGGAAGAGUUCAAGAGCAGCCGCGAUUCGCAUUCACAUCCCAAUGAAUUGCAGAUAACCAGGCGCAGAGCAGCGCUGGUUUGUUUCCCUCUCGUUUGCAAUAGUUUUGUUUUGUUUGUAGUUUGGCAAAACUGGGGCUGAUUGUUCUUACAGUGAAGUUUGCAUUAUCCCAAGAUACAAUUUUUACUUCGUUUUAUGAAAGUUUAUGGUUAGAUUUAGGACAACAAUUCCAGACUGUUGGUUAACAUUUUAGUCGGGUGCAGUAUAUAGUUUGCAAAAAACUUGGUGCGGCGAUUUCAGUUCAUCUUUUGGUUUUGAAUCAUGUUUGUUUUUGCGUUGGCAGAGUCACCUGCAAAAGCAAGUCUUUGUUAAUACAAACGAGUCUUUAGUAACGUGGCCGAUGUUCUAAGCGUGAGGGGGCUUUGGUUUGCACAGACCAGACUGACAAUGGAUGGUCGAUCGGCGCUGCCUCCCGCCCCGCUAGUGGAAUCCUGCCUUACGCCUAAUCCUGCCACCUUGCCCAUUUCAAUGGGCGGUGGCUCCCUGCUGCGACCGCCGGCGUUGCUCCUUCGAGCCGCCGCCGCUGCAGCUGCCGCCGCGGCCGAGCGUUACCCCCGGACCCCGAAGUGCGCCCGCUGUCGCAACCACGGCGUGGUGUCGGCGCUGAAAGGCCACAAGCGCUUCUGCCGCUGGAGGGACUGCAUGUGUGCCAAGUGCAUGCUGAUCGCCGAGAGGCAGCGGGUCAUGGCCGCGCAGGUGGCGCUUCGGCGGCAGCAGGCGCAAGAAGAGAACGAGGCCAGGGAGCUGCAGUACAUGUACGCCAGCGGAGGGGCUGCCGAAGCCGGGCUGGCCAUGGCAGCGGCUGCAGCAGUCGCCAACGGCAUCAUCCCCGUAUCCAGAGCCGGCUCGACGCCUUACGAGAUCUUUGGAGCUGACUACCAUAAGCAGAAAGAAGGAGAAAAGCUGUCCAGAUAUGAGCUGUUCUACAACAGUCUGGUGAGCCGCUCGGUUCUCCAACCUUCACACUCUAACACCUCCGAAACUGAUGGGUUGGACACCAAUCUGAAGGUUAAAGCAGGAAAACCCGAAACCUUGGACAACGAUUCGGGCCAACUUUCCUCUUCCCCAGAUCCGCCGUCGGAAAGUGCGGACAGCCCUCGCUCGGCGACUCCCUCGGAUGCCGAGUCCGGGAACGAAUGCGACAAACCCCCCAAAGGGUUGGCCAAGGUUAUGGUCAACCUACCCGGCUCUUCCUCCAAGCACAGGGCGCCCAUUGACAUCCUCACAAAAGUUUUCCCCAACUACAAGCACGAUAAAUUAGAGUGCAUUCUGGCAAACUGCAAGGGAGACGUUGUCCAAGCCAUUGAACAGGUAUUGAACGGGAAGGAACCUGGUGGCCAGAUCAAAGAUGUGGACUGCACCAUAUCCGAUUCCGAGGAGAUUCCGCGAUCCUCCCACAUUACCUUAGCCGGACUCUCUGGCGGCUCCAUUGGCACCAAGUCUGCUUUCUCUCCGCUACAAUCCGGCGCCGUUUUCGGAGGGCCCGCUAAUCUGUACGGGUUGAAUCCUAGACUUGGCAUCAACCCACUGCGCUUGGCAUACUCGAGCCCUAGCCGAGGGCUGCCAACGUUCAUGUCACCUUAUGUCACUUCUGCUCUGAUGCCAACGUUACCAUUCCGUCCACCGAUGGACUAUUCCUUCCCGGGCAUCGUGAGGGAUAUUCCCUAUUUUCAAAACAAAGACUCGCUUUGCUCGAGUGGAUUGUACUCCAGAAUUAAUCCCGAAAAGCAGUGACUCCGAUGCUCGUGAGAUAAA
Messenger RNA from Amblyraja radiata (thorny skate), 1848 nucleotides. Its product is annotated as doublesex- and mab-3-related transcription factor A1. Lineage: Eukaryota; Metazoa; Chordata; Chondrichthyes; Rajiformes; Rajidae. The record is from RefSeq and is a predicted model, not a curated record. Gene Ontology annotation, biological process: regulation of transcription by RNA polymerase II; sex differentiation. Bases 481 to 1827 code for a protein of 448 amino acids. Gene Ontology annotation, molecular function: protein binding; DNA-binding transcription factor activity, RNA polymerase II-specific; RNA polymerase II cis-regulatory region sequence-specific DNA binding. The transcript has 2 exons. Gene Ontology annotation, cellular component: nucleus.